Molecule: messenger RNA, 1092 nt
Organism: Acaulospora morrowiae
Lineage: Eukaryota; Fungi; Glomeromycota; Glomeromycetes; Diversisporales; Acaulosporaceae
Source: the annotation of a GenBank genome assembly
AUGUCAGAAAACGAAGGACUUAACGAUCUCGAUGACACGCGAAUCCAGAAAAUUAAACCUCUCAUACCACCGCAAAUCUUGAUGGAAGAUUUGCCUCACACCGCGCGAGCAUCCGAAGUUGUUAAGAACGGUCGCAUUGGUGCUGAGGCAAUAAUAAAGGGUGAAGACGAUCGUCUGCUUGUUAUUGUGGGCCCUUGCUCGGUCCACGAUCCCAAAGCUGCACUAGAAUAUGCCGGUAAAUUAAAAGCUUACUCAGAUAGUGCACGCGACGAACUUUGCAUUAUCAUGCGUGUAUAUUUCGAGAAGCCAAGGACCACUAUUGGAUGGAAGGGAUUGAUCAAUGAUCCACACCUGAAUAACAGCUUCCAAAUUAAUCAAGGUUUACGGAUUGCACGUGGUCUUCUACGAGAUAUUAAUGAAUUAGGCGUUCCGUGUGGAUGCGAGUUCCUUGAUACUAUAACUCCACAGUAUAUUGCCGACUUUGUAUCGUGGGGCGCGAUCGGUGCUAGGACGACUGAAUCUCAGGUUCAUCGCGAAUUAGCAUCGGGAUUAUCUGUACCAGUUGGGUUCAAAAACGGCACCGACGGCAGCAUAUCUAUCGCUGCAGACGCUAUAAAAGCGGCUAACAAUGGGCAUCACUUCCUAUCUGUUACUAAACAAGGAUUGAGCGCAAUCGUAGAAACGAAAGGUAACGAUUGUUGCCAUGUUAUUUUGAGAGGAGGCGCCAAUGGUCCCAAUUAUUCAGCCGAACAUGUUAAAAGCGUUGCUGAAAAAAUGGAUGCAUCUAAAUUGCCCUCGAAAAUAAUGAUCGACUGUAGUCAUGGUAACAGCCAAAAGGUUUUCAGUCGCCAGGUUAAAGUGGCAGAAGACAUAGUUGAACAACUCAAAUCUUCGCCGACCGGAAAAAAUAUAAUUGGUGUAAUGAUUGAAAGUCAUUUGAUAGAGGGUCGACAAGAUCUUCCAACUGACGGACCGUCAACACUUGUUUAUGGGCAGUCGAUUACAGAUGCGUGCAUCAGUUGGGACACAACGGUGCAAGUCUUGAAUAACUUGCGAGAAGGUGUACGGGCUCGUCGCACUCGCAGUAAUUGA